AUCUGCAAUUAAUUAGAUAAAUAAUAGUACAAAAUUAUUAAUAAUAUUUCUUGGAUGCUACGUAAUUAAUUACGUUUCUAUUUGUAAUUUAUUAGUUCAUUAAUUGACUGAUUAAAAACUCUAGGAAUUUUAGAGUUUAGAUGUUGACAACUUGGCGUUGUUGAAAAACAAAAAAAACAACAACAAAAAAAAAACAAACGCGUGCCACUGAUUAGAGUAAACAUGGCGGAUAAUACAUCAAUUGUCACAAUUUCUGGUGUAACACUUUCAUUAUUACUUUAUGAAAAUGUUCGAAGUGAAGGAGAUCAGAUGGGAUUUUUGCUUGGUGAAAUUUAUACAUAUGUCACAAAAAGUUUGACUGAUGGUGAACAUCAAGUUGAAUCAGUUAAAACUCAUAUUGAUAUUCAAAAUGUUUUAAGAUGUUCAAUAAGUGACUUGAUGUUUGAUUCAUGUUGUAAAAUAAAUCAUGAUAAACUUAAACAAAUUGUUAAGGAUAAAACAAAAAUUAUUGGAUGGUAUAUAUUUCGUAAAAAUUCAUCAUUAACACCAACAAUAAGAGAUAAAUUAAUGCAUAAACAAUUUGCAAAUAUAUUUUCUAAAAAUGAUAAUUUUAUAACAUGCAUGAUGACUGUUGGAUUAACAAAAACUCAAGGAACACAUAAAUUUCGUCAUGUUUUUUUUAAUUAUACAUUUGGUGAUUAUCAUCCAGUUCCAUUACGUAUUAAUAAUUUGGGUGAUGAUGCAACAAAACGUGAUGGUUCUGAUUAUAAAAUAGCACCAACAAAUCAAUUUCAACCUGGUCUUGAUGUUUUCACGCAGUUUGUUAAAUCAUUAAAUAUUGAUUUGGAUCAUACACCAGGUGUUGUGUCAGCUGUUAAAAUUCAAAAAGCUUCAGAACAACAUCUUGAAUCAUUGGUUAAAAAAGUAUGUGAAAGUGAUAUUGAAGUUGCUGAAUUAGAAAAAAAAGUAUUUGCAUUAAAAGAAAAUAUAUUUAAAACAAAAAUGGAAAAUAUUCAAACAAAAACAAAUCCAUUUUUGUUUGAUGAUUCUGUUGUUCAAUCACCAAAGCAAGAAUUUUUAAAAGAAACAAGAAAAAGUAUUAGACCAGAUAUAGCAAGUCCUAAAAUUACAACUAGAGAAACUGAUGUGGCUGUUAAAAAUUCACCAGUUAUAUCAGAAAUUGAUAUACCAGUCAAAGCAUCCAGUACUCCACAGAGACGCUCAUACAGUAAAGCCAUAAUAAAAAAAGAAGACAUGGAAUGUUGAUGAUUUAUAAAAACUACCUCAAAAAUAAUUCCAAAUAUGAUAUAUUAAUUUUUUAUGUUGUUGAUAAAAAAUAAAAUAAUAGAUAAUGAGUAUUUUUCUUUAUGAAAAAAGAAAAUAUUAUUUAAUAUUUUCAUCAAGGCUGGUUUCCUAGACAAUUCAAGUCUACACAUCAUGUGUGUUGUAAAUAAUUAUUACAUUUUAAUAAUAAUAAUAAUAGGCUACUUUGA
This is a messenger RNA of Aphidius gifuensis, 1493 nucleotides long. RefSeq names its product BRISC complex subunit FAM175B-like. Gene Ontology annotation, molecular function: polyubiquitin modification-dependent protein binding; microtubule binding. The coding region runs from base 223 to 1266 and encodes 347 amino acids. NCBI's taxonomy places the organism in Eukaryota, Metazoa, Arthropoda, Insecta, Hymenoptera, Braconidae. Gene Ontology annotation, biological process: attachment of spindle microtubules to kinetochore; protein K63-linked deubiquitination; mitotic spindle assembly. The transcript has 5 exons. Gene Ontology annotation, cellular component: nucleus. The record is from RefSeq and is a predicted model, not a curated record.